Lodderomyces orthopsilosis Co 90-125 is the source of this 3366-nucleotide messenger RNA. RefSeq lists its product as uncharacterized. Gene Ontology annotation, biological process: transcription initiation at RNA polymerase I promoter; nucleolar large rRNA transcription by RNA polymerase I. The record is from RefSeq and is a predicted model, not a curated record. The transcript has a single exon. Gene Ontology annotation, cellular component: RNA polymerase I upstream activating factor complex. Bases 1 to 3366 code for a protein of 1121 amino acids. NCBI's taxonomy places the organism in Eukaryota, Fungi, Ascomycota, Pichiomycetes, Serinales, Debaryomycetaceae. Gene Ontology annotation, molecular function: RNA polymerase I general transcription initiation factor activity; rDNA binding.
AUGACAUCUACCCACCUGCCCUACUCGACUUCUGGUGAGAGUAGUGAAGACAGUAAAUUUGGAGAUUCGCCGUCGAGGCAUAUGAAUCAAUCGCCAUCAUGGCAUAAACGACAGCAUAAGAGUAGUUCUGAAAAGACGAUUAGAGAAGAACGACAGGGCCAUCAGCAUCUACGGUCAAUUAUAGAACAAGAUACACAGUCAUUACAGGAAGCCAAUGGCCAUGCUUCUUUUCCGGUGGAGAAUAAAGACAAUGCAUCAAAUAACUAUUUUGACAUGAUCUUUAGCUCCGGGAAAGUACCAUGGAGUCAACCCAAGAAGUCAAAACUUCCUACAAAUACACGUACUUCUGUUCAACGAGAGAAUAAAAAUGAUACAUCAGGUAGCUAUUUUGACAAAAUUUUUGGCUCGGGGAAAGCAUCAUGGAGACGAAUAAAGAAACCACAAACCCCAAGUUUUCCAGCCGCUAAUACUUCUACUCACUCAGAGAAGGGUAAAUUAGAUACAACAAGUAGCUAUUUUGAGAUGAUUUUCAAUUCUGGGAACGCAUCGUGGAGACGAGCGAAGGAGCAAGAUAGUUCUGCAACCGCAAAAGACGACUCUGAUGGAGACCAUUUAUCUGACUCGAAGAAUGGACAUGAGUAUGGGGAUGGAAUGAAACGUUGUGGCGACCAGAGAAAAAGAAGCGGUACAGGACACCAGUUAAAAGAAGAAGCUCUUGGACGAGAGAGAGAUCGUAAACGGAAACAACGAUUGAAACGUCAAGAAUUGGAGCAACAGCAGCGUAGACAAAGGACCCAAGAUAAAAUAAAACAAGCAAGACUCGAAGAGAAGGAUCAGAAAAGAAUAAAGCUCGAAGCAAAGCGACAGGAGAAAUUGGAGGACAAAUUGAAAAGACGAAUUGGAACACUAGAGCGAUACUUGGAGAAUCCUCGAUUUCAAAACCGACUUGACCGUGAUGCUGUAAUUAAAGAAUUGGAGAAUUGGAAGUCAGAGUUGAAUAAACCGCGAGAAGAACGGACCUCAUUGGAAGACUUUAAGAAAAGGCUGCAGCGGAAACUCAGGUCUCACAGCAAUGAUCGACUGAGGAAUGAGUCUACCGAUCCAAAGGUUCAAGAUGUACAAACAGGCGGUAGUGAGUUACCACAAGAGAAUAGCUUCCUAAUCAAGAAGAAGCGCAAGAGGAAAGCUGAAUCAGAAGAGAAGCGUCAACAAAAACGUGCCAAGAAGGAAGCAGAAUAUGUUGAAAAGGUACAGAAGAAACUAGAAAGAAACUAUAUAAAAGAAGUUGAACGUAGACAAAAGAGAAUAACAGUACUUGAAAGGAUAUUUUCCAAUGUGAGAUCAAAAUAUCGACCUGAGAUGCCAGAGCUAUGGGAGGAGCUAUACACGUUGAAACAACAAGAGCAAGAGAGACUCAUUCAAGAAUUUGAAAGUGGGCGCGUGAAGGAUGCAACACAGUUGCUGAUUUUACCAGUAUACAGUCUUCUACAUCAAGAACUUUACAAUCGAGAGAUUCGCAAAAUGGAAAAGGAAAUUCAGAAUAUCGAGCAAAAGUUGGCGAAUCCAAGGGCAAGAUAUGAUUUACCCGCAUUGAAUCAAAAGUUGAAGCGAUUAAAGGCCGAGUGUGAAACAGCUUUGGGAUAUCGCUAUCGUGCACAACUUGAGCGAGGCAGUGCUGAUGAAGAGCGUCAGCAAAUUGCAUCUGCUGAGGAAACUUCCAAAUCUAAUGAUACCCCAACAUCUAGAAACCAACAUAGCUUUGGAUCUUCUUCUUUAUCUCCACCACCGAGCUCAUUGUACUCCGAAGAUAACGAUGACCAUCGCGCACUUACAGAAGAGCGACCAUUCCGUCGACCAAAUGACAAUUAUAUCAAAUUUUACAAUCGAUUUGUUUGUGAAACCUUAGAUCCCGCAAACUGUAUCCCCGAAUUACCAUUAUCUUCACUGAAAAUUAAUUAUAAUGGAACUUACCCUAAUGAACCGAAAUAUCCUGGUCUGUAUUGGUCAGGGGAGGAAAAAGAAUUGUUUUUCACUUUACUUGCUCGAUAUUCAAUACACCAAUUAGAUAUGAUUAGUUUACACAUGGGUAAAUCUGAAUUGGAAAUCAUCACUUAUUACAAUUUAUUAAAACAGGAGUUGAAUAAAUUGAAAAAAGUAGCUAGGCAUAGUGGACAAGUGACAGGUUUGAAAGAUUGGGAUUACCGAUUGGUGCGAUAUGAAGAAAUUCCUGCUGCUUAUGAGAUGCUGAAGUAUUUCACCAAACUUGAAGAUGAGCAAAGCUUAUUGAUUGAUGCAAAGGGUGAAAAUGGGGCCUAUGAAGUGGAAGAUAUUGAUGACAAGGCUGAUGAUACAUUGCUUAAUAAAGCUCAUUUGUCAAAAUUGUUUGGUAGGAUAUGUGAUGAUGAAUCGCUUCAAGUUAUGGCAAAUUUAGUAAAGCAACUCACCAAGAAUAUACUAAUCAAUGUAGUCAACAUCAAGACGAAGAGAUUGGAAAAUGAUUCAGUCGAUGCCACCACUAUUAACAUCUUUCCUCGCAACAUCAAAUCGAGCUUAACUCAAUUGGGAUAUUCACAUCCAAAUGCAAUGUUCAACUGCGGUAAUCCAUUGGUCAAGAAAGUUUACUCAGAACAAUACGGACAACAUCGAUGGUUCAGUAAUCUUCAAAACAUCAUUUCUGUACCUGCAUUUGGUAAUUUAGUACCUGUACCUAGAAAAGCAACAAUUCCAACCAUCCACGAUUUACACCAAUUACACAAUAACAAGUCGCACUCUAAUGAUGACACGCUUAAUGAUGAAUUGGAAUCCAAGUUGAUUGAAUUGGAAACUAAGACCAUUGAUGAACAUGAUUUGUUAGAGCUGAGAAUGUACGAGCAUGCAUUGUUGUUGAUGUUACUUGAAGGCAAGACUGAUGCGUCUCCUGGUGAUAUCAAAAGAUUGAAUCGAUGGAAUAGGGAAUUUGAUCUAGAAGAGAGGCAAUGUAAGGGGGAAUUGGAUAUGGGAGAGGUAACUAAUGGAGAAUUGACUGGGGAUGAAAGUGAAGAUGUUUAUUAUUCGACUGAUGCAUUAAAGGCAUAUUCACGACAGUUCCCUCAAUACAAUAAUAGCGGUGAGGAACAGCUGGUAGAAAGGGCAAUGGCUGACAAUUUUGAAGGUGAUAAGGAAGAACUGUCUACAAGCAGUAGUGAGUUUGAAGACAACAAUGAUGACCAUGAUGACAGUGAUGACGGACUUUCAGAGGAAGACUACAAUGAUGACAAUGACGACAAUGACGACAAUGACGACGAAUUGUCAGAGGAAGACUACAAUGUUGAAGAUGUAGUUACAAAAAGCCAUUUCGAUGAAUUUUUUAUUAGAAAUUACGAAUAG